Molecule: messenger RNA, 594 nt
Organism: Cladophialophora psammophila CBS 110553
Lineage: Eukaryota; Fungi; Ascomycota; Eurotiomycetes; Chaetothyriales; Herpotrichiellaceae
Exons: 1
Coding region: 1-594 (197 amino acids)
Molecular function (GO): ferrous iron binding; catalytic activity
Source: RefSeq, a predicted model, not a curated record
AUGACCGACACCACUGACGAGAAUCUUCCAAGGGUGAAGAGCCCGGCACACCUCGCCCAUGUGCUGCUGCGGACGACCAAAUUGGACAAGAUGAUCGACUUCUAUGUGCAGUUCUUGGGCGGCUGGGUGCCCUUCCGCGGGAAAUCGAUGGCCUUUGUUGCGUACGACGACGAACACCACCGCAUUGCCCUCGGGGCAAUGCCCAACACCACACCCAAGGACCACCUCAGCAGCGGCCUAGAGCACAUUGCCUUCACCUACAACAACCUCGACGACCUGGUGCUGGCGUACGAACAACGGAAGAAGUUGGGCAUGCACCCCAUCUGGUGUGUGAACCACGGCCCGACCACGUCCAUCUACUACCAGGAUCCCGACGGCAACCAUCUCGAGACCCAGGUCGACAACUUCGACACCGCCGACGAGGCCACUGAGUACAUGAAGUCACCAGAGUUCGCCGAGAACGCCAUCGGAUUCGACUUCGAUCCUGAAGCGCUGGCAGCUCGUGUGCACGGAGGCGAGGACCAUAAAUCUAUUAAGCGGCGGAUCGGCUCUGGUCCCCGUCCCAAUCCUCCAUAUCCGUCGCUUCACAAGUAA